AUGUCUCAAAUGUCUUCAAACGAAUCAUUAAAUAUUUUCACUUCUAUAAUUAACAAUGAUGGAAUGUUUAGAACAUACCAUCAGAGAAAUGUCAUACGAAGAAGACAGAAUCGACAACGUGGAAGACAACGAAUAUAUCGAAAUCAUGUUCGAUUUAUUGCAUCCCUCAAUAUUAUUAAUAACGAAGAAAACACG
Molecule: messenger RNA, 195 nt
Organism: Funneliformis caledonium
Lineage: Eukaryota; Fungi; Glomeromycota; Glomeromycetes; Glomerales; Glomeraceae
Source: the annotation of a GenBank genome assembly